Andrographis paniculata is the source of this 1601-nucleotide messenger RNA. Its product is annotated as eukaryotic translation initiation factor 4B3-like. Gene Ontology annotation, molecular function: mRNA binding; translation initiation factor activity. The transcript has 2 exons. The coding region runs from base 115 to 1332 and encodes 405 amino acids. The record is from RefSeq and is a predicted model, not a curated record. Lineage: Eukaryota; Viridiplantae; Streptophyta; Magnoliopsida; Lamiales; Acanthaceae.
GCAUCACUCGCCAUUUUGAAGCAGGCAGCGUUACAUUUACGAUUGCAGCUGCGAUAUCAUUUACAUUUCACAUUCGAGAGAGAGAGAGAGAGCGGAAGACAAGAAAAGAGAACCAUGGCGGCAACAGCAAGCGCGUGGACGAAGCCAGGGGGGUGGGCUCUGGAUUCUGAGGAAAACGAGGCCGAUCUCCUCCAGCAGCACAAGAGCGAUGCGGCUGCCUCCAAGGGGGUCGAAACCUCCGAUUUUCCAUCUCUCGCCGCCGCCGCCGCCGCCACGAAAACUAAGAAGAAAAAGCCACAAACCCUGUCUCUUCAGGAAUUUGCGGGAUACCGCUCGGAGAAGUCCUACGCGGCUGACCAAAAGGGCUUGACGCCGGAUGAGCUUUUGGCUCUCCCCACCGGUCCGCGUCAGCGUUCCGCUGAGGAGCUGGAUCGUAAUAAGCUCGGCGGCGGGUUUAGAUCCUAUGGCGGAGGCAUGAGGGAUGAGCAACCAAGGCGUCAGGGAAGUUUCAAUCGGGAGUCCAAUCGCGAGUUUGCCCCUUCUAGGGCUGAUGAGAUCGAUAAUUGGGCGGCCGGGAAGAAGUCGCCGGGUAAUAAUGGAUUUGAGAGAAGGGACAGGGGUGGAAGAGGAGGUUUUUUCACGGAUUCGCAGUCCCGAGCGGACGAGGUUGAUAAUUGGGCAUCGAAUAAAAGCUUUGUUCCUGCGGAGCAUAAGAGAUAUGAAAAAAGAGGGAGCUUUGGAUCGGAUUCUAGUAACGGUGGUGCAGAUUCCAGUAAUUGGGGUAAGAGGAAGGAGGAGGAGGGGCGAAAAAUUGGCGGAUCCUUUGAUAGUUUGAGGGAGAGGAGAGGUGGCUUUGAAUCGAAUGGGGCAGAUUCUGACAAUUCGGGGUGGAAGAGAGAGGAGGGCAGCGUUGGGGGCAGGCCUCGAUUGAAUUUGCAGCCUAGAACUCUGCCGCUGAGUGAAGAGCAAAAGCUUGAGGUUUCCGGUGGGGCUAAACCCAAGGGAAGUAGUCCAUUUGGUGAGGCUAGGCCGAGGGAAGAGGUGUUGAAGGAGAAGGGUCAAGAUUGGAAGGAGAUCGAGGAAAAGCUGGAGUCUACCAAGAUUAAGGACGUUGCCAGUGAUGGGCCGGUGGAAGUUGCGAAGAAAACCUUUUGGAGUGGGAAUGGAAGAGACAGGUCUCGUGUCGAAGAGAGGACAGAAGGGGCUUGGAGGAAACCCGAGCCCACUGAUUCUUCUCCCCAAAGUGCCAUUGAAUCUGAAAACGGAACUCCUGCUGAGAAUGCUGUAAAUGGGCAUCCCGAAGAGUCUGAAGUCCAAGGUACUGUAUUUUGAUGAAGUGAAGAGGGCAGCUCUAGAUGAGGUCGUAAGAACCGUGUUGUUGAAGUUUUGAUGGUGGUAACCUGCGCAUGAUGUGAUGAGUUGAUGUGCUGAAUACUAAGAUUUUGUUUCCAUUUACCUUUCAGUUACACAUGUCGUUGCAAAUGCAUAAUAUAGAGCAAUUUUGAUAGACUUGCUGACUGAUGUUCUGUGGAGCCUUGGGAUUCUCUGAAUUUCUGUAUUGGUUUGGUGACUAUUUAUCUUAAUUUCACGUUUAGAGUCAA